AUGAGUUACAUAGCUUGGGUACAGCGGAUGACUCUCAUCAUUGUGUGGCGUAUUAUUUUUUCUAGUGCUCAAUCAGGAUUUCUCAGCAUUGAUUGUGGUGCAAAAACUAAUCACAUAGAUGAAAGAAAUAUAAAAUGGGUGACAGAUGAUAAUUACAUAGACUUGGGUCAGAAGGUGGUCAUAGAAGACUCUAGUUUGCCAGCUUACCAGCAAAGCUUGCGAGUCUUCCCGCACCCUCUCAACAAGUCUUGUUAUCAAUUGCCCAUCACCCCGAACGUCCCCUACCUUUUCAGAAUAAGGUUUUAUAAAGGCAAUUACAGCGGAGUCCCAGAAUUACCAAUCUUUAAGUACUCGAUUGAGACGACGGAUAUGUUGUCUGUGGCAAACAUAAUAUUUCAAACUCCACAGGAAAACAAAACGGGCGAGAGGAUCUUUAUUACUUCUGCCAAGAUGCUUUAUAUUUGCCUGAUCCGUACGUCAGAGCUUCAUAAUCCUUUUAUCUCUGCCAUGGAAUUGAGAACCCUUCGACAAGGAAUGUAUCAUCAAGUAAAGCCGGGCACAAUGCUACGUAUGGAAGCAAGAUAUGAUGCAGGGGGGAAAUCUAUAAUCAGGUAUCCUCAAGACCAAUUCGAUCGCCUUUGGUUUCCCUUUCCUGUACAAGGACUCCAGGAUAUUACGUUGCAGGAGACAAUCUCAACUAACAACACCCAAAACCUUCCUCCAUCUGCUGUUAUGCAUACUGCACUUGCUGCACCUGCCAACCAGAACACCAUAACUCUCAAUUUCAGCAUAUUAAAAAACCCUUUACUGCUUCUCUAUUUUGCAGAGAUCGAAAUACUUAACGUCUCUGAGUCAAGAAAUUUCCUGGUUCUGGAAAAUAAUGCUUUCACAUUGGCAAACAUUAGUCUGGAAAGAAAUUAUUCUGCCAUAGAAGUUGGGUUCACUUUUGUAGAAAGGCCAUUGUUUACGGUAGCUCUGUACAGUCCAAGCAACUUCAGCACAGGUCCUCUGAUCAACGCUUUUGAGUACUACGGGCUACUUUUCAGCGAACCUCAAACUUCUACAUGGGACGUUGCUGCUCUGGCCGCUGUGAAAGAGCAUUUUGAAAUAAAAGAGUGGGUUGCAGAUCCUUGUUUUGGUCUUCCGUGGGAAGGAAUAAACUGCAGUAACAGUACUACAGCUGUCAGAGUUUUGGCUAUAGAUUUGUCCGGAAAAAAUCUGACAGGAUCGAUACCCACAAGUAUUGCGCAGAUGACUGAACUCAUUAACAUAUCAUUCGCCAAUAACAAUUUGAGUGGAGCCUUCCCAAAUUUUUCGAAUUUAUCGAGGUUGGAGAGACUGCAUCUACAAAAUAACAACUUGAAUGGAGAAAUUCCAGAUUGGCUAUCACAACUCCCAAAUCUUAAAGAGCUAUUCAUAGAGAACAAUAAUUUUAGUGGUGUACUUCCUCAGCAUCUUCUGGAUAAGAGCUCAUUAAAACUUAAAUAUAAUGGCAACGCGUUCCUUUGUAUGAAUAAACAAGAUUGUGUACCCUCCAUGAUUUCAACCCGCUCCAACUCAAAGCCUAAACGGAUAAAAGUGGGGAUUGUUAUGGUACUUAUAGCUAGUGGAAUAGUAGUAAUCGCUUUACUCUUGUUGGUAAAUCUGAUUGUGUAUCGAAAGAUAUUUAGGAAAAAAGCGAUUACCAAUGCAAAUGUUAAAAGCAGAGCUUCAGAAAGGAAAUCGUUAUAUCCUAAUAGCGAAGGUUGGGUUUUUAUUCGUGAUUUCCACUACUCAAUUAUUACGGUGCCAAACCCAUCAAAAACUCGGGCUUUUACUCGAGAGGAGAUGAUGACAGCAACCGAAAAUUUCAGCUACAAGAUCGGCCGUGGUGGUUUUGGAUCUGUGUUUUGGGGUAAAUUGCCGGAUGGAAAACAAAUAGCAGUAAAAGUUCUCUCUCUUUAUUCCAAGCAAGGAGCUGUAGAGUUUCUAAACGAGAUUGAUCUUCUGUCGAGAGUAAAUCAUAGGAACUUGUUGCAUUUACUCGGUUACUGCAAUAAAUGCAAAGAGUUGAUGCUUGUAUAUGAAUACAUGGUUGGAGGAUCUCUAAUGGACCACCUUUAUGGGAAGUAUUCCAAUCUAGAUUGGAAAUCCAGGCUUCAAAUAGCUUUAGAUGCAGCCCAAGGACUGGAGUACCUGCACGUUGAUUGCACACCAAAAAUAAUUCACAGAGAUAUAAAGACUGCCAACAUUCUUCUAGACGACAAUUUAAAUGGAAAACUGGCAGAUUUCGGUCUUUCAAGACUAACAAUCGAUGGAGAGGCUUCCCAUGUGGCCACUACAGUGAAAGGAACAGUUGGAUACCUAGAUCCCGAGUAUUUUCAUACGCAAAUGUUGACAGAGAAGAGUGAUGUGUAUAGUUUUGGGGUGCUUUUGUUAGAGAUGAUAUGCGGCAGGCCAGCUAUAGAUACAAGUCUUUCUGACCAGGAAAUGAGUCUCAUUAGAUGGGUCAAACCGUUAUUUGAGAUAGAAGAUCAUUUAAACAUUGCAGAAAUAGUGGACAAAGGACUGGGUGAUGAUUACAGCAUAAAAUCUGUUGUGCAUGUGGGUAAGCUAGCCAUUAGAUGUGUUGAAUCUAAGCCAUCGUCUAGGCCCAGUGUAAGCAGAGUUGUGAUAGAAUUGAAAGAGGCUGUGGAAUAUAAUGCAGUUAGUGUGGACCUUUCUGAAGAAAUUGAUAUUGAUUAUGGAGAUCACACUAGCCUGUCCUCUCCAUUAGAUUGCACUGGAAGUAGACCAUCAUUUUAA
Molecule: messenger RNA, 2784 nt
Organism: Cryptomeria japonica (Japanese cedar)
Lineage: Eukaryota; Viridiplantae; Streptophyta; Pinopsida; Cupressales; Cupressaceae
Product: probable LRR receptor-like serine/threonine-protein kinase At5g16900
Exons: 15
Coding region: 1-2784 (927 amino acids)
Biological process (GO): protein phosphorylation
Molecular function (GO): ATP binding; protein kinase activity; protein binding
Source: RefSeq, a predicted model, not a curated record